AUGGGAGAAUUUGUGCCAAAAUUUGAAAGGAAUAUGGAUCUUAAAGGCUUGGGGCCUCGUCCAUUGUCUACAGCUGGUGCAAUUCCUGUAAAGGACGACAAAGGAAGAAUAGUCAUGAAGAAAGUCAAAGUACAGCGUUAUAUGGCAGGAAAAAUUCCGGAAUUCGCUCGUGAUGUGGAUUCUGACGAAGACAAUGCAGAACAAGAAGAAAAACAUGAGGACAAUCAAAGAGAUGAACGUGACCGUUAUAGACACCGAGAGAGUGAUAGCAGUCGCCAAUAUAGCAGGAGAAGUGAUCAUCGUGACAGUGAUAGACAUAGAAGGUUUGAAAUUAUUUUUAGGGUAUUUUAA
Molecule: messenger RNA, 351 nt
Organism: Meloidogyne enterolobii
Lineage: Eukaryota; Metazoa; Nematoda; Chromadorea; Rhabditida; Meloidogynidae
Source: the annotation of a GenBank genome assembly